AUGUCGGUCACAACCCUUGCAACGAUUGCCUCCUUCGGCGGCAAGCUGCUGAAGCUGUCUCACAAAGCCUCCACGACGGGCUGUGAAAUGAAAUUCAACCUGUACCUGCCUCCGCAAGCCACGACCAACUCUCUCCAUAAAGUUCCGCUGUUCAUCUGGCUGUCCGGCCUCACAUGUACCGCCGAUAACUGUUCGGAGAAGGGCUUUUUCCAGCACGGGGCCAGCAAGAAAGGGAUUGCCAUUCUAUAUCCCGACACCAGUCCACGCGGCGUUGGAAUCCAAGGCGAAGAUGACUCCUGGGAUUUUGGCACCGGGGCCGGCUUCUACGUCGACGCCACUGCAUCGCCAUGGUCCAACAACUACAAGAUGUACUCGUACAUCACCGAGGAGCUUCCCAAGACCGUCUUUGAAAAUUUUGACCAGAUCGACUCUAGUCGAGUCAGUAUCAGUGGCCAUAGUAUGGGUGGCCAUGGCGCCCUGUCGUUAUACCUGAAAAAUCCCGGCAAAUACAAGAGUGUCAGCGCGUUCGCCCCGAUCGCCAACCCGCUCAAAUGCCCUUGGGGAGAGAAGGCGUUCAAGGGCUACUUUGGCGAGAGUGACUGGCAGAAAAAGGGUGCUCAGCAUGACUCAACGGAGCUUCUGAAGCAGUGGAAAGGUGGUGAUUUGGAUAUCCUCAUUGAUGUGGGCACUGGCGACAACUUCUACAAACAGGGACAACUUCUCCCCGAAAACUUUAUCGCAGCUGCAAAGGAGAUUGGCCAAGAGAAGGGAGUCAAGGUUCGAUUCCAGCCAGAUUAUGACCAUAGUUACUACACCAUGGCCACCUUCAGCGACGACCACAUCAACCAUGCCGCCAAGUACUUGUUUGCAUAG
Messenger RNA from Exophiala dermatitidis NIH/UT8656, 873 nucleotides. Its product is annotated as S-formylglutathione hydrolase. NCBI's taxonomy places the organism in Eukaryota, Fungi, Ascomycota, Eurotiomycetes, Chaetothyriales, Herpotrichiellaceae. The transcript has 3 exons. Bases 1 to 873 code for a protein of 290 amino acids. Gene Ontology annotation, molecular function: S-formylglutathione hydrolase activity. Gene Ontology annotation, biological process: formaldehyde catabolic process. The record is from RefSeq and is a predicted model, not a curated record. Gene Ontology annotation, cellular component: cytosol.